Molecule: messenger RNA, 1350 nt
Organism: Botrytis deweyae
Lineage: Eukaryota; Fungi; Ascomycota; Leotiomycetes; Helotiales; Sclerotiniaceae
Exons: 4
Coding region: 1-1350 (449 amino acids)
Biological process (GO): amino acid activation for nonribosomal peptide biosynthetic process; secondary metabolite biosynthetic process
Cellular component (GO): cytoplasm
Molecular function (GO): phosphopantetheine binding
Source: RefSeq, a predicted model, not a curated record
AUGGUCCAUCCCGCCAAUGGAACAGCACAACCACUCUUGAUUGCCUUCAUCAGCAUUGGGCGACAAUCUGAAAGACCUCAGAAGACUACCAUCAACCUGUCUUCAAAUAAACGCCUCAGCGCCAUCGUUCCUGAAAUCACUAAGAAGCUCAGCUCGAAGCUCCCUCGUUAUAUGAUGCCCACCGCAUGGCGGUUUUUGGAACAGAUGCCUUUCAAUGGUAAUGGAAAGACUGAUCGCAAACGCCUGAAUGCAAGGGCAUCGGAAUUCUCCAUGCAAUUAUUCUCGAAGUAUGGUUCAAUGCCUGUGGAAUAUCAGCCGCCCACAACCCCGACAGAAAAAGAAAUGCAGAGAAUUUGGAGUCAGGCGCUUAAGUUGGAGAGAAGUUGUAUUGGAAUUAAUGACAAACUUUUCCGUCUUGGUGGAGACUCAAUCACGGCUAUGCGGUUGGUGGCUAUGUUCCGCGACAAUGGUUUCAAAAUCUCUGUGGACGAGAUUUUUAAGCACCCGACAAUCUACCAGAUUGCCUUUAUCUCUUUAUCUUUACUACCAAAUCACUUUCUCGUCGACGAAAUUCGACGAGAGGCAGCUGAGGAGCGUGGUGUUCUCUUGGAUAGCGUCGAAAAUAUUUACCCUUGUACUCCUUUUCAGGAAAGCUUGAUGGCACUUUCCAUCAAACAGAAAGGAGCUUAUAUGGCUCAGCUUACUUAUCGAAUUCCAGAGUCAGUCGAUCUUGGGCAGUUCGAGAUGGCAUGUAUAUUAGACGUAGACCACAAGAAAGCCGAAGUCUAUUGGGUAUCGCAGUUACUGGAUACUUCUGCAGAAGAAUUCUGCAAAAGGCCAACUCCUGAUUACACACCCAUAUCCCAUCACAAGCUCAAGAAAUCAAUCAUCUUUACAAAGGAAAACAGUCUUGGAGUCACAAAGGUGAUCAUAGACAGUGGUGCCGAUGUGGAGACCCAUUUCGAUGAUACUAUGAUUGCACCCUGGCAAAUCACUCGGAUUGUCAGUCAGCUCGAGUUCGUCAUUCAGCAAUUGUGCCGAGCGAAUGUAAUCAAUAGAAUUCAGGAUAUCAAGUAUAUCAGCGCAGCGGAUUUUAAAGAGCUUUACAAAUGGAAUUCAGGGGUCGGACCAGCUAUUAUGGAGACAUUGCAUGGCCUGGUCGAUGAAGCUGCUCAGCGAAACCCUUCAGGGCAGGCUAUAGCUUCUUCUGCUGGAUGCAGACUAGAGGGAGCACUCUCCUGUAAUGAGGCCGAGAAAGCGAGAAAUUCAGAGCUUAGGAUUCACAGAUUUUUGCUAUCGAACCCCUCCAGCUUGCGUCAUCCUCUUCUCCUCUUCUCACUUUUGGUCUAA